AUGCGCUUGGCACAGCUAGCAAACCGCCAGAGCGUCUUCGACGACCAGACGGCUGAGGUGAGUGAGCUAACGCAGAUGGUGAAAAGCUCGCUGCAACGCCUCCACAGCGAUGUAGGAACACUGGAGGAGCUAAAACGGCGAUCUGUUGAGUCGCAAAAAGGGGUGUUUAAGGCCAAGGGCGAUUCUCGCGGUAUAUUUGGCGGCUCCAUCAAUCACCUCCGCACGUCCGAGAAGCACAGCGACACCGUUGUCGAGACACUGCGCAGCCGACUGGCGCGCACUGGCCAGCAGUUCCGCACUACCCUCCAGCAUCAAUCUAAAAGCCUCAAGGAUAAGGCGAACCGUCGUCACAUGUUCACCACAGCAGAUCGUCCGCAAUCAUUUGAGAGUGCGCUUUUUCAGGACCAGGAGCAACGUCAGCAGCAGCAACUGCUGCUUUCCGGAACGGGCAACACGCAGUACUACCAGCAGCGAGCGGAUGCCGUGCUGGAGAUCGAGGCAGCCGUGCAGGAGGUCGGCGAACUCUUCAAUGAUUUCACGCGCCUUGUCCAGGAGCAGGAGGAGGUGGUGCUUCGGAUUGACACGGACGUUGACAGCGCUGUACGUCACGUCAAUGCCGGAAGCCACGAGCUGAUGCAAUACUUGACGAACCUGAGCUCCAACCGCGGGCUCAUUCUGAAGGUGUUCGCAAUGCUCUUUUUCUUUCUCAUGCUCUUCGGUAUCCUCGUGGUGCGAUAG
Molecule: messenger RNA, 738 nt
Organism: Leishmania braziliensis MHOM/BR/75/M2904
Lineage: Eukaryota; Euglenozoa; Kinetoplastea; Trypanosomatida; Trypanosomatidae
Product: Qa-SNARE protein
Exons: 1
Coding region: 1-738 (245 amino acids)
Biological process (GO): intracellular protein transport; endoplasmic reticulum to Golgi vesicle-mediated transport; vesicle fusion
Cellular component (GO): endomembrane system; Golgi membrane; SNARE complex
Molecular function (GO): SNAP receptor activity; SNARE binding
Source: RefSeq, a predicted model, not a curated record